Messenger RNA from Balaenoptera acutorostrata (minke whale), 9245 nucleotides. It is a transcript of the gene SLCO5A1, whose product is annotated as solute carrier organic anion transporter family member 5A1. The coding region runs from base 809 to 3346 and encodes 845 amino acids. Gene Ontology annotation, biological process: sodium-independent organic anion transport; transmembrane transport. The record is from RefSeq and is a predicted model, not a curated record. Gene Ontology annotation, cellular component: membrane. NCBI's taxonomy places the organism in Eukaryota, Metazoa, Chordata, Mammalia, Artiodactyla, Balaenopteridae. The transcript is spliced from 11 exons. Gene Ontology annotation, molecular function: protein binding.
GCUGGACCGAGGCUUCCUGCCGAGGGGACUCCCAACUACUCUCGCACCUCCACGGUCCCCACCUCCCGCCGUUCCACUCUCAGCCAGACAGACGGACCGGCUGACUCACGACAUCACAAAAGCGCGCGGCAGAGUGAAACCCAGUGCAGCGAAGUGCGGCUCUCUUCUCCCACCUGGUGCACAUCCCCCACGGGCCGGAGGAAUGGAGUGGGAGUCCCCGAGAUUAGGGGCGCAUGUUUACCCCGGGGACACACCUGUUUUCGGCUCUCGUUGAAUUCAAGCAGGGUGCCGGAUCGCGCGAGGGGGUUCCGACACAGACACGCCGGUUGGCAGCUUUGCGCCCGAGGGUGUCGCGAGCCGAGGCGACGAGGGCAGAGCGCCUCUGGCCCAGCCAGCCGGGCGGGAUGCGGCGCGGGCUGCAGCGCUAACCGCCCCCACGCUGGGCACUGGGCGUACGCGCUCCGGGCUGCAGGGGGAGCGGCGGCGGCGGAGGGGAUGCGCCCGGGACGCGCAAGGCUCCUGCCGCGAGCUGCCAACCCGAGGUGGACCCUAAGGGCUCAUCGCAGGACCGCGCGGACCCCUGCCCUCCGGGGCACGCGGCUGCGGAGCCUCGGGGCCGCGUCUGCGGUCAGGAUGCCCUGGGCACCUCCCUGCUGGUGAGGAUGCCCUACUGCGCGGCUCCGCAUCCCCAGCCCCGGUCCCUGGUGGGCACGACUGCCUGGGCCCGGCUUCCGCCCCUCCUGCCGGUGGAUGAAAAGCGCCGGAGUCCCUGAGUGCGAUCGGCGAUCGAAUCUGAAUUCUAAGAGCCAUGGAAGGAGGCACUGGGCUGCAGCCCCAGGCGGGAGAGCAGCUGGAAGCCAGCGCCAGAGUAGGAGCGGUCCAAGAGAAGUGCGAACCCGAGACCUUUAGGUCCAAGAGUUUACCCACCCUGAACAGCGCCUCCUGCAGGCCAGACCUGAAUCCCGCCGGAGAAGACUCCAAGCCCGCCUCCGGCCAUCAGGAGUUGAAGCCAGGCCCUGGCCCGCGGGCCCCCAGCCCCUCCGCCCCGUCUACUUCGGCAGAGACGGCAGGGCUGGUGGAAAGUCACCACAGGGUGGAAAUCGGCAAACCCAUUUCGGUGUCCUCCACUUUGGCCAUGCUCCAGGGCAGAAGGUGUCUCUAUGUGGUCCUCACCGAUUCCCGUUGUUUCCUGGUUUGCAUGUGCUUUCUGACCUUCAUCCAGGCGUUAAUGGUCUCCGGGUACCUGAGCAGUGUCAUCACCACCAUCGAAAGGCGCUACAGCCUGAAGAGUUCCGAGUCGGGGCUGCUGGUCAGCUGCUUUGACAUCGGGAGCUUGGUGGUGGUAGUGUUCGUCAGCUACUUUGGCGGCCGGGGGCGGCGGCCCCUGUGGCUGGCCGUGGGGGGGCUCCUCAUCGCCCUGGGGGCCGCCCUCUUUGCUUUACCUCACUUCAUCUCGCCCCCCUACCAGAUCCAAGAGCUGAACGCCUCGGCGUCCAACUACGGCCUGUGUCAGAAUGGCAACUCCUCGGCCACGGCGGAGCCUCCCACCUGCCUCAAGGACUCGGGGGGGAACAGUCACUGGGUCUACGUGGCUUUAUUCGUUUGCGCGCAGAUUCUCAUUGGAAUGGGCUCCACACCUAUUUAUACCCUGGGACCAACCUACUUAGACGACAAUGUCAAGAAAGAAAACGCAUCCUUGUACCUAGCCAUCAUGUAUGUCAUGGGAGCACUUGGUCCUGCAGUGGGAUAUUUGUUAGGUGGACUUCUUAUUGGUUUUUACGUUGAUCCCAGAAGUCCCGUUCACCUUAAUCAGGAUGACCCUCGUUUCAUUGGAAACUGGUGGAGUGGAUUCCUCCUUUGUGCCAUUGCAAUGUUUCUUGUGAUAUUCCCAAUGUUUACUUUUCCAAAAAAGCUUCCUCCUCGACACAAGAAAAAGAGAAAGAAAAAAUACUCUCCUGAUGUUGCUGGUGACGAUGACGUUAUGAAGGAGAAACCAAACAAUUGUGAAGAAGUGGACAAAAAAGUUUCUUCUAUAGGAUUUGGAAAGGAUGUCAGAGACCUACCAAGAGCAGCUGUCAGGAUCUUAAGCAACAUGACAUUCCUUUUUGUGAGUUUGUCAUACACAGCUGAGAGUGCCAUUGUAACUGCUUUCAUUACCUUCAUUCCCAAGUUCAUCGAGUCACAGUUUGGUAUUCCAGCUUCCAAUGCCAGCAUCUACACUGGCGUCAUCAUUGUCCCCAGUGCCGGUGUUGGGAUUGUCCUUGGAGGCUACAUCAUAAAAAAAUUGAAACUUGGUGCAAGAGAAUCUGCAAAACUAGCGAUGAUCUGCAGUGGUGUGUCUUUACUGUGCUUUUCAACCCUGUUUAUUGUUGGAUGUGAAAGUAUCAAUCUAGGUGGCAUAAACAUCCCGUAUACAACAGGACCUUCUCUGACCAUGCCUCACAGGAAUCUGACAGGAAGCUGCAAUGUGAAUUGUGGUUGUAAAAUACACGAGUAUGAGCCAGUCUGUGGAUCGGAUGGAAUUACAUACUUUAACCCUUGUCUGGCUGGCUGUGUUAAUAGUGGUAACGUGAGCACUGGGAUACGGAACUACACAGAGUGCACCUGCGUCCAAAGCCGCCAAGUGAUCACGCCCCCCACAGUGGGGCAGCGCAGCCAGCUCCGCGUGGUCAUCGUCAAGACGUAUCUCAAUGAGAACGGCUAUGCUGUGUCUGGGAAGUGUAAACGGAGCUGUAACACCCUCAUCCCGUUCUUAGUUUUCCUGUUCAUAGUGACCUUCAUCACAGCAUGUGCCCAGCCGUCAGCCAUCAUAGUCACUCUCAGGUCCGUAGAAGAUGAAGAGAGACCUUUUGCCCUGGGAAUGCAGUUUGUUUUGUUGCGAACACUUGCGUACAUUCCUACUCCAAUCUACUUCGGAGCAGUCAUUGACACCACCUGCAUGCUCUGGCAGCAGGAGUGCGGCGUGCAGGGCUCUUGCUGGGAGUACAAUGUCACAUCAUUUCGUUUUGUCUAUUUUGGUUUGGCAGCCGGCCUCAAAUUUGUUGGCUUCAUUUUUAUUUUUUUGGCCUGGUACUCCAUUAAGUACAAGGAGGAAGAACUGCAGAGGCAGAGGUGGAGAGAAUUCCCUCUGAGCACCGUGAGUGAGACGGUGGGCCACACCGACAGUGCCGAUAAGUCUGUCCGGACUAGAUCUUGCCCAGCUUUCAGCACCCAGGGAGAACUCCACGAAGAGACUGGUCCGCAAAAAGGGAUCCAGUACGCAGCACAGACCUAUCCGGGGCCCUUCCUAGAAGCAAUAAGUUCCUCCCCAGACCCGGGCCUGGAAGAAAGCCCUGAUGCCAUGUAGCCUCCCUUCUGAAGCUUGAAAAUGGAAGACUUUUGUGGGUUGAGUUGAAUAUGGUGACUUGAGAAACACCCGUGCCUUCUUUUCUUUCUUUCUUUUUUUAACCUCUAAAGACGCAAUCCUCAAACCAACAAAACUCAGUAUACACAGCCACUGUUGAUUGAGGGCUGGAUACCUCAACAAGACUGAGCCUUUCCCCCCUUCUCUCCAAGAAGGAGGAGUUUAGAUAGAUUUGUUACCGUUUCUGAGAUGUUAAUUUUGAUGCUUAUGCUCCAAUAUAAGGCUGGGUGCAUGAUUAACAAAAUCAUGGGAAGUGUGAUGGCGGUGCAUGUCAUCAGCGUGCACUCUGAACAAGGGUGAGCUUGACCAUGAUUUUGCAUUUACAAAGCAGAGUUUUUAGAUGUGAACACCUACUGUGAGUCCUGCUACAAAGCACAAAUGAAUUUGCCUCAACUAUGCAAUUUGAUUGGGAAACUGUAAGUGCAGCAUGUUACUUUUGGUGUCAGAGACUAAAGCAGAUACGGUUCUGAAAUUAGGAAGCUAAACUUUCCCUAAAGUACUGUUAGUAGCAUUUUAAGCCAUAGCAGAGCUAAAAAUCAGGUAGAACUUUUCAAACGCUUCAAAGGAACCAUAAGCGUAGCGUGAAAAAGGGAACAGCUACUUAGUUUCAUAAGACACAUUCUCUUUUAGUCUAUCUGCCCCACCGUAAAGGAGUUAAAGAAGCUGCUGAAUCAUGAACCUGAGAGCUUGAAUAUCAACUUCAGGGUUCUUUCAUAAGGGGCUUUAACACUUGUGUGCUAAACAAUAUGGCUAGAAACUGUCAUUUGAGAUGCAUAAUAAGGAAAGAAACUGAUGGCUUUCUCAUCCAAAGAAAAUUGCUGCAGAAAUUCUUUUAGUUUUUUUUUUUUUUAAUAAAUUUAUUUAUUUAUUUUUGGCUGUGUUGGGUCUUUGUCGCUGCAUGCGGGCUCUAGUUGGCAACGAGUGGGGGCUACUCUUCAUUGCGGUGCACGGGCUUCUCAUUGUGGUGGCUUCUCUUGUUGUGGAGCAUGGGCUCUAGGCGUGUGGGCUUCGGUAGUUGCAGCGCACAGGCUCAGUAGUUGUGGCUUGCGGGCUCUAGAGCUCAGGCUCAGUUGUUGCGGUGCAUGGGCUUCGUUGCUCCGUGGCAUGUGGGAUCUUCCCAGACCAGGGCUCGAACCCGUGUCCCCUGCAUUGGCAGGCAGAUUCUUAGCUACUGCGCCACCAGGGAAGCCCUCUUUUAGCUAUUAAGGGCCCACAUAAGGGUUGUUGAGGAUUGUAACCUUGACACUCAAAAUAGUUGGAAAAAGAAAUCCCACAGAAGUAAGAUUGAGUCUCACCUGACCAUUUUAGUUACAUACCUGGAAGCACUAGCCCAUGUGUAGCUUUCUUUUUUAUGUGCAGAAAAUUGCUGCAGUCACUCUGAAAUGGAGUCACUUAAUCAGGAAGAUCACCUUGAACACAGGAGGAGGGAGAUCUGUGAGCUGGAUUUAGGUUAUGAUCCCACGUAAUGGUUAAAAAUUAUGUAAAAUAAACUGGUCUGUCAUACUGAAUCCUACCUUAUCUGAAUCAUUUUAUAGCUCCAUUUAAUUCCUUUCUACUGUAACCUUCCCGAAGUGACUCUGAGAGAGGAUUUUUCUGUUCCUAAAUGCACUUGGGGUUCAACAUCCAUCAUCCUUUUCAGUAUCUCCCAGCACAUCACUUUGAUGUAGAUGCCACACAGGAUGUUUUCUAUGUGGUCUUUAAGGUAGUUGCCUCCUGACGGCACUGUGGACUGAUGGCAAGUUAACUCAUGGAAUCUGGCUGCUCAGAAAAAGAAUCAUGACAACUCAGACUUAGGAAGGACUAUAAUGUACAAAUAUCAAUAUGAUUGUGGACGGUUUCUGCCAAUGAGCCUAUGCUUCUAUAAGGCUAAUUUGGGAAAUGGUUUCCUUGGCUGAUUUACAGUCUUCCACAGAAGGGAUGAGACUGACCCAUGAUUCUGGCUUUUUGCCCUCCAUCCAUGGCUGCAUAAUUGGAGUUGUGUGAAUAUUCCUGGGUUCAAGGUUGUUUUCUUCUCUACCUAGGAAUGUCAUUGGUCAAAUGGUUCUCUUGGUUGCAUGCAGUUUAUGGAGAGCGUUCUCAUUGUUAGACUAAAUAAUGUCUACAAGGGGUGGAGUCAGUGGUCCCAGGUGGCAAGGACUUCCCUUGGGGCAGACUUGUUUGGCUAAGUCAUAAGAAGCAUCGUUGCCUGUAAUUACACUGUGUCUGUCAAACUUUGGUCAACUUGGUGUAGUUUGAAGGUCUUCAGAGAAUUUUGCUGAUUAUCUUCAUGUCUACUCUGGGGGCUUAGUGAUCCCCUUUACCCUUUGUGGGAGAUCUUUAAUCCUUUAGAAGAGAAAGUUUCCUUUUGUGUUGGAGCUAAAGAUAUGUAGGUUGGGAAGAGGUAUUUUCUUAACUUUCCUCUGAUGGUUAAGAAACUGCACUGAGAGAAUUUUAGUGGGAUUGGCACUUUUUUUUUUUUUUUGGUAGCUAAGAUUGUGUGUUCCAACACUCUUAGAAUUUAUCUCUUCUUAGUAGCACAUUUUGAAAAGGAGCUGCUCUUAGAAAUCUACGAUCUGAAACGAUGGACUCAUCAAGUAAAAUUAGAGACCCCCUCCCCCUUCUCUACCGUGAACAGUCAUCCAGUUAAGCCAUCACUGACUGAGCACCAUUUCCCUAUCAGGCACUAUUUUACCUAAUUACCAUCUGCCAAUCUAUGAAAUCCUUUGGGUUGAUUAGGCCAUAAUUCAAAGAAAUUGGCCUGAACUGUACACCACAAUGUUAAUAUUGUACUUCCUCAAGUAUCUGGUACUUAUAAAUAGCAGGUAUAUCAUUAUUGUGUUGUUGGUGAAUGUAGAGUAAGUAGUAAAAAUCUUGGGGGACUGAUGUUUUGGAAUAUGUACCAAAUAAGAGUUGUCCCCAAAAUGCUUUGGGUUCUGGUGGCAUCAUUGGACUAUUACAUAGUCAACUGAAGUGACUACUUGAUAGAUGACACCAUUUAAUUGUAUAUAUAUAUGAGGUCCUUAUAUGCUUGAUAAUAAAUUGGUCGUGUUAAUUUAGAGUCACCACUCCUGUUAAAAGUUUAAUUGCCACUCUCCAUUAGCUUAGGCUUCUAAUUACUUAUUUUUUGGAAAGGUCACCUUCUUCUUUUAAAAACUCUAUAGAUUAAUGUAUUAUUUGACUUUAAUAUGCAAAUAUAAUAUCCUUGAGUCUAGCCUAUUAAUUUAGAAACCCCAGGGGGUGGAGUGGCAGUUAGUACACAUUAUUUUGGUUAUCUUCUGUAGCUUGAAAUCCAUAUCCUUUGUAGGUGGAUGUAACUCUUGAAAACAGUCAAAAGUCAUUCAGAACUAGGGUAGGGGAAAGAAAGGAGCAGCAGAGAGGAAACAAAUCAGCAUUUGUUGAAUGUUGACUAUUGGCAGAGCAUUUUGUCAAGCACUUAAUAUACAUCAUGCAUUUAAAUCCUCUUAAUAACUUUGCAAGAUAACUAUUUUUAUUGUUUUUCCUUUUUUUAAACAGAUCAUGAAAACUGAGGCUCAGAGAGUUAACGUGAUUCGUUUAGGAUUGUACAUAGUGGCCAAGUCAGGGUUCAGACACAUGUUUCUCUAUUGUACACUUCUUACACUACAUAAUGCUGUACAGUAGUUUUGGUUAACAUAGGUAAGAUGUGACUAUAAGAUAGUGAGGUGAAGCAUUUCAUUUUUUGAUGUGUUACUGUUUCUGAAGAGUAGAGAAAUUAUUAUUUCCUUGUGUAAAACAGAAAAAAAAAUCUGUAGGAAACAUCAAAAUUGAAUGUUUUGAUUUUCAAGGUAAAUUUACAUUUAUUUACCUAAGUCUUAUAUUCACAAUUGUUUGUCCUGACAUACCUCAAGUAUUUAUUUAUAGUUCCUAUUUAAUAUAGAACAAAUCCAAUUUUAAUGUUAACAUUUAGUCUCGGUAGAGUUUCUGAAAUGAAUCAUAAUGAGGAAAGGUGGUUCAGAUUUGUUGAAUCUGAGUUUUGGGGAUUUCAAGUGUAUGCUUUUUUUUUUUUUUCCCCCUGUUUCAGAAUGUUAACAUUUAUAUUAGUUUUUUAAAGUGACUAUAGCUUUUAAGUUUCUUAAUAAAAGUUUUAAACGGACACAUACAAAGUGUUACAUGUUAAGUGAACAGAUACGAAGUGCUGUAUGUUAUAAACCAAACCACAACCCGAUUAUUCCUGAUUGUUACCAUUAGUAGCUGCAGGAAAAAACAGGAGCAUGUGCCUAGAAAUGUCAGCUUACCUGUAGGAGGUAAUGGCAGCCCUACCUUUUUACCAACCACCAAGACACUUCUCCCUUAGUCUGCAUUUCCAGCUUACAUUGUUUGGUGGACUUGGAGCCAGAGAGUUUCUUUUUGGAGCCUGUUUUGAAUCAACUACAAGUGCACCAAAGGGAAGAGAAGCUUCAUAGUUUGAAUGGACCUGAAGCAUUUGCAGAGAUUCUCUAGUUGUGCCCGGAAGCAGCAGGAGAGGCCAAGCCUGGAGUGGUAGCCAGUUACACUCUGUGAUGUUGUGUGUACUUAACACAUCCUAAGUGGCACAGAAAUAUGAAUAUAACUAUUGAUAUAUAGAUGCAUACUGAGUAGUCUAAGUAGCAGAUAGAUAUCAAAAUACUGCAUAAUCCCAGAAUUGCCUAGACUGCAGUUUUGCUAAUUCUGUUAUACAGACUGGUAGAUAUCCUUUACACACACAUAUUUGCAUUUCCUCUUUCAUGGAAGGGGAGGGAGUGCCAGGGCUGGUAAGGCGAAGUUCGUGGCCUCGCGCACUUUAUCUUUUCUGUCUUCUCUCCUUUCCUUACCUUCCAGGAUGCUGCUGGUAUCUGUCCCAGACUUCUUGCCACAUAGGAAUCAGAUCUGUGUAUGUUUGAAGAGGUUAUUUUAAGCACUUCGUUUUUACUCAGCCCUAGGAAGGGUCAUAUAUGACGAAAACCCUCCCUGGGUAUUUGCUUUUGCAACAUUAAAAAAUAAAUGCCUCGGUGCUAAAAGUAUUUGAUGACGCAUGCUCACCGCAACAAUGCACCACUGAAUUCACAGUAUUUCACUGAUAAGGGGCAGCAUGUGCUUUGCUUUUGGAAAUCUGAAGAACUUCUCAGAAAACAAGCGCUCAUUACUCUCGUUACUACAGCUAAUCCAUGAACUUUACACUGCAAAAAUGAAGAGUGUAAGGGGGAGUACUUUUCUAUGGAAAACUCAGCGCUUUUGAUAUUUAUUUAAGCAAGAAUAAUCAGAUGCUACAAAGAAUUUCAGAGAGAGGGGAAAAUAUAUUUCAGAUAAUCUUUUCUUAUUUCUUCUCCAAAAAAACCUUACACCCAUGUAAGGUGUUUUUAAUAUUGAGGUUUUGAAGGUGUUGUCUUUUUCUGGUAUUCUACUGUUACAUAUUAAAAUUGAAGGAGAAGAUAUUAUUGAAAACUAAAGUAAUUGCAGGGAUAUAUUAAACCAAAGGGGUGAACAAACAAGUUUAAAGUUUGUAUGUAGAAAUGAAAAAUAAGGAUAAUUGGUAAGGUAUUAUAGUGGGCAUUUUUCUUAAAAUACAUACCUCUACCCCAAAUAUUAAUUUAGAAACAUGAAACAGGCAGGUCAGCCUCUAACUCUUUAGUUAAAGGAAAUGUAAUACUGUGUCAAAUAAACUGGCAUUAGGAUCCUAGCGGAGUGUGUGUUCAGCGUGUGUGUUUUUGUGCGUAGGGGUGUGCUUGUGAUGAAAGGCUGUUUUGAGUUGUUGCAUAAAGGAGUUUGAUUUUGUGAUUUUUAAAAUGAAUAUUUAUUUGGAGACCUCUUAGGGUAAUGUAAAAGAUGUAUAAUUCCUGUGUUUAAUGAAAUCUAUUGUCAAUGUACUAAUAAACCUUGGUUUACAACA